AUGCUAUUGUCGUCAGUGCGCUGGGUGGCAAGGAAAAGAGAAGAUCGAAGACCUCUGUACAGACGCAUUCUCACGAAUCGCCGCCUCGAUAUUAUCCAUAAAACUUUCGUUCGCUCAAUUCUCGGAUUUAUCCUGUUCAGUACUUCGUACUGUAUCGUCAAUACGGGAAUUUACUAUAAGUUUGUGAGGCCGCUUCGACAAGAGGAACGUGAGCUUUUGGAACGGGAACUCAUUGAGGCAGAUCGCGCUGGUUUCAAAGUUAAUUUAAAGUAA
This is a messenger RNA of Haemonchus placei, 273 nucleotides long. NCBI's taxonomy places the organism in Eukaryota, Metazoa, Nematoda, Chromadorea, Rhabditida, Trichostrongylidae. The record is from the annotation of a GenBank genome assembly.